AUGAACAGCUACGUCUUUCCCACGAAACCAUUGGCCAACCCCAAGGCCAUUGUCUCUGGACCAAAUUAUCGUUUUACAAUCCUCACCGAUCGCCUAGUCCGCUAUGAAUGGGCGGAAGACGGCCAGUUCGAAGAUCGAGCCUCCACGUUCGCCAUCAACCGUGAUUUUCCCGUUCCAAAUUACCGAGUUGUCGAUAACGAGGAUCUCCAGAUUAUCACGGAGCACUUCCACCUGAGCUAUGACAAGAAACGAUUCAGUCCCGGUGGUUUAUCGGUCCAUUUCAACGCCAGGAAUACCAACUGGGGAGCUCCAUGGCGGUUCGGAAUACCAGCCCCCAACUUGGGGGGUACAGCCAGAACACUCGACCUGUGCGACGGACCGUGCGAUAUGGGCCAGGGAGUAAUGUCGAAAGCGGGUUAUGCAGCGCUCGACGACUCUAAUUCGAUGCUCUUUGACGGCCAUGGCUUCGUGGCUGGCAGGCGCCCUGGCGAUCGCAUCGACGGCUAUUUGUUCUGUUAUGGCCGCGAGUACAAAGCCGCCAUCAAAGCAUUCUAUGCCGUCUCUGGCAAGCAGCCCAUUCUGCCUCGCUAUACCCUGGGGAACUGGUGGAGUAGAUACUAUGCGUACCGGCAAGAUGAGUAUAUCCAACUAAUGGAUGACUUCCGCGCCCGCGGGAUUCCCAUGUCCGUUGCUGUUGUCGAUAUGGAUUGGCAUCUUGUGUCCGAGGAGUGCGUUCCGCACUCUGGAUGGACUGGGUAUACUUGGAACAAGAAGCUGUUUCCGGACCCUGUGGAGUUUGGACGUGAGCUUCACAAGAGAAACCUUCAGAUCACACUGAAUGACCAUCCGCAUAAUGGUAUCCAUUCUCAUGAGGACUACUACGAAGAAAUGGCUCAAGCACUGGGCCAUGACACCGCAGAUAAAAACCCAAUUCUCUUCGACCCUACAAACCCCAAGUUUAUGGAGGCUUACCUGACCAUCUUGCACCGUAACAUUGAGAAGAUCGCAUGUGACUUUUGGUGGAUCGAUUGGCAGCAGGGGCCGCAUUCGAAGAUUCCCAGCCUCGAUCCCCUGUGGCUCUUAAACCAUUUUCACUACCUCGACCAUUCCCACGAUGGAAAGAUCCCCCUGAUCUUCUCGAGAUAUGCCGGCCCUGGAAGCCAUAGAUAUCCCAUUGGCUUCUCCGGUGAUACGGUGGUCACUUGGGCAUCUCUUGAGUUUCAGCCCGAGUUCACAGCAACCGCCUCCAACAUCGGUUACGGCUGGUGGAGUCACGACAUCGGUGGCCAUCUUCGCGGCAGUCGUGAUGAUGAGCUGGUCACUCGGUGGGUUCAGCUUGGUGUGUUUUCACCCAUCUUCCGUCUACAUUCGACAAUCUCUCGCUGGAUGUCCAAGGAGCCAUGGCUAUAUCGCAAAGAAUACGAAAUAGUCAUGUCCGAAUUCAUGCGGCUGAGGCACAGACUGGUGCCCUUCCUGUACACGAGAAACGUGAUUUGUUCUACCGAGGAUGAACCCCUUGUUCAACCGAUGUACUGGUCAUAUCCGAACCGCGAAGAGGCGUAUUCAUUCCCCAAUGAAUUCUUCUUUGGAUCCGAACUUGUUGUUGCUCCUAUCGUCCAACCAAGGGACAAGAGGACCAACCUGGGAUCAGUGACAGCCUGGCUACCGCCACUUCACCGCCAUGUCGAUAUUUUCACUGGCACUGUAUACGAUGGCGACCGUGAGAUCACUCUGUACAGACGUCUGGAAGAGUAUCCCGUCCUGGCCCAUGAAGGAUCCAUCAUCCCCCUUGAUGCUGACCCAUCGCCGAAGAACGGCUGCCUGAACCCGGAGGCAUUUGAAGUCCUGGUAGUUGUUGGUCAUGAUGGGCAGGCUAGCGUUCUCGAAAAUCCUAACGAUGACGAAAUCAAUGCUGGCAAAGUGAAUGCAACAGCAGCACACCAUGAACGGAAAUCAACUAUCACGUACGUCCAAGCAGAAGGAAAGCUGACUGCGGAAGUGGCAGGCGGAACAUGGGCCUUCCGCUUCCUGGCCAUAACCUCUAUCCCGAAAGAUCUCAAGAUCAUUGCCGAUGGAACAGAUCGUACAAAGGACAGUGAAGUUGCUGUCGAGGAGUAUCCACGAACACCGAGUCUAGUUGUCAAAUGUCCAUUCGUCAGCGAAGGAAAGCACACCAUUACCAUCGAACUCGGGUCGAAUCCACAACUCAGCCUGAUAGACCACAAACCACGCAUUGAGAGUUUGAUUAGAGACUAUCAGGUGGAAUUCCAGCUGAAGGACCGCCUAUGGAAAGUCAUUGAGGAUGCGAGGAGACUCCCGAUCAAUGCCACUGUAGGGAAUCUGAUGGCUUUGAGAUGUGAUGAGGCAAUCGUGGAGCCAUUGGCGGAGUUGCUGCUGGCCGACAGUCGAGCAGCCAAACUGUAG
Monascus purpureus is the source of this 2424-nucleotide messenger RNA. Lineage: Eukaryota; Fungi; Ascomycota; Eurotiomycetes; Eurotiales; Aspergillaceae. The record is from the annotation of a GenBank genome assembly.